Chilo suppressalis (striped riceborer) is the source of this 1355-nucleotide messenger RNA. NCBI's taxonomy places the organism in Eukaryota, Metazoa, Arthropoda, Insecta, Lepidoptera, Crambidae. The record is from the annotation of a GenBank genome assembly.
GACAGAUAGUUGCACAAUAGAUGAUUUUUUCAUUACCAAUGUCUUUGUCACCUUUAACCUCGCCUGAUAAGCAAAUUGUUACACGGUUACAAGAAAGGUCCGACAAUACGCACACUCACGGUUCUUUUGUCUCUAACCUAGAUAUAAAUAUUGGGCAACCGUGUUAUCAAAUUAUUACUGCACAGUUUGUGGUGCGAUACACAUCUCAACAUGGUGAAGAUAGCUCUAGGAUUAUCGGCGAUAGUGGCGACUGCCACGGCGAUUCAAGUCGGGUUAGCUCCAGCAGCUACCGGUUACAUUUACAGAAGUGACAACGAUGGACCAGCAAGUCUCAUUCAGUUAGGAGCCCAUUCAUAUCAAGAACCAGCAUUUGCAGCACUACCUUUGGCAGAACCAUUAAAAGAAGCAUACGAAGCCUAUGCUUUAGGACCAGUGCCUCUACCUUACAUAGCCGCGAAACCUAUUGUUCUCGAAGACGCUGAAGAUGAUGACGACGAUGAUGAUUCAGAAGAACAUCACGAUGGUGGAGACUUAGGUGGUCUUCAUCACGGACACGGCUUUGAGAAAGGAGGUGGUAGUGACUAUGGUGAAAAACAUCAUUCGGAACACGGUGAAAAGGGAAGCAAAGGUUAUCAUACUAAAGGACAUCACGCUAAAGGUAAAGCUGGACAUUAUGGCGAGGAGCAUAAGGAAGGCUUCCACAGCGAAGGUGAAGGUGAAAAGAGCAGUCACCACGACGAAGCUGAUGCUUAUGGCAAACAUCACGAAGCAGGCGGAAGCUACAAAGGAGGUGAUCACGGACAUAAGAAGCACCACAGCAAGGGCGAAGAUAUUACUGGUUACCAUAAAGUGUUCCACAAGGAUGAAUUUAAGAAGGAUCAUGAUUUUUAUGACGUUGCUGAUAAAAGCGGUCAUUUUAAUAAGCAUGGUUAUGAGAAGGAGCAUCACGGGUCUGAAGCAGGUGCACACAAGAAGGGAGGUCAUCAUAACUCUGGUCAUGACAAAGGUGAAUUCGGCAAAGAAGGCUUCCACGCUAAAGGUCAUUCUGACGACGCUGACCAUGGUCAUUCUGCUGAAGAAGGUCAUGAAAGCCAUUACAACAAGGAGGGUGAUUAUGGCGAAAAGGGUGGAAGCGGCCAUGAAAAGGAAUACGUGUAUGCAGAUGACGAUGAUGAUGAUGACGACGACGAAAAAUAUUGAAAGAAUGACGACAACGAAAAACGACUUUUGUAAAUACUUAUUUUAAAGUUCUUAUGAUUUUGUUAUGUUUGAUAUACUUAUUAUGUGAUCAUUUUAGUACUUAUAAUAGUCUUUUUUAUUACCACUCACGAAUAAAUUAAAACUUUUAAAUAUUA